CUGUGUCGCACAGUCUUCUGAGCUGCAGUCAGUCACUAUGGAGAAGUCCAAGAUAUUUCUCCUCUCAGCAAAAAACACUAACCAUGUAGCAGUACAUGCUUGGAGCAUUGCUGUGGCUGUCAUCAGUCAGGUAAUUUCAGAGAUCUUCUUUGUUCUGGCAAAGGACAGAAAUGUGCCCAAUGCUCUGUUUCAGACCUCAUCCAGGAGUGUGUAUGAGUCCUUUUCUCUGGAAGUGACUAUGGACUGGUGGUCAGAAAAUUACUGGGUUAUGAUUGACUUGUGGUCAAAGGCUUGGCUUGUGGAGGCAGUGGUUGGCCUUUCUAAAAGAAAUGUCCUUGGUCCUCAGUCUUGCAAUCCAGAAAUUCACCCUCCAGUAUUUUAUCUUAUGUGGACCAUCAUUAACAUUGCAAGAAUAUCCAGCAUGCCUCUAUGGGAGAGCCACAUUCUAUUUGGAGCUGUCUUACUCAGAUGGCUUCUACCAGUCCUCAGCUUCUACAUGCUCUUCAUUUCCUACCGUAACCUCAACAAGCACAAAGCCUGGCUAGCCAUCAACAACCCUAGUGUGAUCCCAUGGACACGGUAUCUGACCCAGAAUGGCUUGGCAGUGUUUGCCUGGUGGACCCUCUUGAAUGCUGUGAUGGAUCUUGGCAUAGUGCUCAAGUACAGAGCUGGUCUGCCUGACCCACAGGUCAGCACCAUCAUGCUCACCAUAGUCACCUUGUGCACUAUAAUCUGGUUCAUCCUGCAGAACGUCCUAUUAAUCAAGUGCAUGCGCUAUACAUUCAGCGUUUACGCCAUUCUCAUUCUGGGCGUGGGGGCAAUGUUCACCAGAAGCUAUCGUGUCCACAACUUCACUACAAACGCAAUCUACUGUGGGUUUCUUAUGCUCCUGAUGACCAUCAUGAGUAUGAUCCAUUUGGUCUCAGCAUGCUUGUGCACGGAUAAGACAAACAAACCUCUUGCAGUGCAGCCUCAUUGGAAAUUAGCGGACUGUAAGACCGUGUGCCAACCAGAGGGAAAGAUCAAGCAAAAACAUCAAAACUGAAAUCACCACAAAAGAUUUCUGCAAAAUCUGGGUUCAUCUGAUCAAAAACAAAUUAAAUAAAUCAAUUUAUGUAUCAAACAUGUGGAAACAUAUUCCUGAGUCACAACAUCUGACCAUUUAUCCAUUGGUCUAACUUAAAUGUGAGAAUAGUGGUUAUUUGCAAUUGUGCACUUUACAUUAAUUACCAAAGGGGGGCAGCAAAUACUCACUUCACACUAAGAAUGUGUCAUGACAAAGAAAGCUCUGCUGCACCAGAAGAUGGCACAGUGGUUCAAGCUUUUAUAUGGAAAAUCCAACCUGAAAACAAUUUUAUAUGGAAAAUAUCUCAAAUUAAAUUAUUGAGAAGAUGCUUCACAACUGAAUUUCAUUAAUAAAAAAGAAUUCAAAACUAACUAUUCACCCUGGUUCAUACUAUUGUGCGAUUCUGAGAUUAAAUUUGAUCUCUGUUCUUCAAAAACAGAAAAACCUAAUGCACAUUUGAACUCUUGACAUAAGCUGUACCAGGAUAAGGUUACAGAAAUCAACAAAUAUUAUAGCUAGGGUCUUAACUCAAAAUAAUAACAUUUUCUUGACAUUGGUGGAUAAAAAAGUUCUUUGAAAGCCUCUAUACCUUCUCCCACUCCCUCUCUGUCUGUGACAUGAUGCUGCAGAGAUUAUCACACAUGCUCCUAGUUUAUAAGUGCCCUCUUUCUUGAUGCGGCUUAAAGAAUGGAAUAUCAAACAUGCCCAAUGGCUGUGGGGAAGAGCAGCACGACCUUUGAUGAGGACGCUGAGCUGAAUAGAACCGAACAUCAGAUGAAAGCAACAGAGAAAUAAAAAAAAUGAAAAAAGACAAUGGGGGUGCAAUGAAUGUGUCCAUGGAUGGACAUGCUGACCACACAGCUGAGCAAAUUGGUCUCCAUAUGUAGCACAGUUUUGUUUGGUGGGACAAAUAAAGAAAUUAAAUGCUAAAUGGUUGCUGGUUUG
Molecule: messenger RNA, 2011 nt
Organism: Lates calcarifer (barramundi perch)
Lineage: Eukaryota; Metazoa; Chordata; Actinopteri; Centropomidae
Exons: 7
Coding region: 38-1045 (335 amino acids)
Source: RefSeq, a predicted model, not a curated record